CGUAACUAAGAUUGACAUCCAGAUGCAAGCUGUAUUCUCGAUCGAGUUGUGUUGAACGACAAAUGUCUUCCUCUGAUUGAUCAUAUGGUGAUCGUAGAGAUUGAUUUAAAUAUAUUUGGGCCUUUUAACGCGAUAGUUGAUGUGUGAAACGUGUCGAAAAUCGCUAUUUCGGAACCGCACGUUCCGGUAACGGCUACAAUUUUUGUAAGGACUCGUUUCGACCCGAUUAAUGUACUCCUAAAACGAGUCUCUCCAGAUAGAUAUAUACGAACAAUGGCUGAUGUAAGUGUACCUGAUAGCGUUUCAAUGCCUCCACCGCCUCCUCCACGUUCGAUACCCCGUGUAAGCAACAGUACCAGUCCACCACCAAACUGUGCAAUUUGUUUGGGCAGUUGCACAAACAAGUCGUUCUCGGAUUCUUGUAUGCAUCAGUUUUGUUUCACAUGUCUUUUAGAAUGGUCAAAGAUCAAACCAGAAUGUCCACUUUGUAAACAACCGUUUAAUACAAUUAUACAUAAUGUAAAAAGUAAUAAUGAAUAUGAUGAACAUUUUGUGCAACCAAAUAGACAACAGCAAGAAGUGCCUAAUCAGAUUAAUGAUGUGUUGUUUUUACCAUCCGGACAACCACCUUCAAGGCAUUUUCAAUUUCGAACCACAUUUACAGUUGAUCCAAGAGGAGAAUUCGCAAUUCAACAAAUGCUUCUCAGCCAUCCAUUAACAAAUUCAAUUUCAUACGUUCCCCAUUAUGUUCCUGAACGGUACAGGCGCCUGAUUUCGUCCACCAAUUUCCGUAGAUUUAUCUAUGACGAAAAUUUAUGGGUUUCCCGCACAGCGGAUGUUACAGGUCGAUACCGCGAGGCGUCACCGCGAUAUUUUAGAGAACACCCAGGGGCCAUAAAUCGAUUAGCACCAUGGUUAAAUCGCGAAUUAAACGCUCUCCUUUCCGGAAACACACAACAAAUUAUGACUCUCAUUGAUACGAUUCUUCAACACCUUCACCGGCAUCAUAUAAUAGGAUUUUUCUUUAAGAAUCUCUUAAAUCCGUAUUUAGGACCGCGUACUGAUCAUUUUAUUCACGAAUUUUAUAACUUUAUGCGUUCUCCUUAUGAUAUGGUCGGUUAUGAUCGCCACAGUUGUUAUACUUCUUUUCCACAACCGGUUCUUAGUGAUGAAAACAUUAGUAGUGCAGAUGAUAGCGAUGAUGUGGCUAUUUUAGCUACGACAAGUGCCGAAACUAUCGGAAAUGCACCAAAUGCCGCAGUUAACCCAUUCCAUAGGCCUACAAUUGAAGUGAUCGAAAUCAAUUCAGAUUCAAGUAAUGAUAGUGAUGUGAUUAUUCAAGAGCCAACCCCAGUUAUUGUUGAUUUAUUAAACUCUUCCGACGAUGACGACGUGUUGCCUGUUUAUCCAGAGACUGAAACCAAUAGACAACAAACUCAACCUCAACCAAGCGCUAGUAGUAAUUCAAAAAUAUCGAUAAUCGAUGUGAAAAUAAAGAAAAGAAAACGAAAAAUGAAACUACGCGAUUUAAAACGUCGCGAAAAACGCCGAGGAAAAGGAAUUUAUACUUCUUCAUCGUCAACCGAGUCUACUUCUUCGUUGUCUUCUUCGUCAUCUUCGGAUUCAGAGGAACGUCGAAAACGUAAGAAAAGGUAUAUUAAAAAGAUGAGAAGAUAUAGAUCGAGUAGUAGCAGUACAAGUACAACAUCAACGACGAGUACUUGUACUAGUACUUCUACAACAAGUACAAGUAGUAGUGAUGAAAGUGAAAAAAUUGCAGCAAAGUAUAUCAAAAAAGAAAAAUCGAAAAGUAAUAAUAGUAAAAAUAAAAGUAAAAAACAUCAGAGAGUUCACAGUACCAGUACGGCCGAUCUUGUGAACGAUAAUACACCUUCAACUUCUUCAGCCACAACAACAGGAACAGUUUUAAAAAAGGAAUAUUGUGAAGCAACUACAAAUACUGAUUAUUGGGGUAACGAACCUCGUACAUCCAGAGAAAGUGCUCCAACGGAAGUUGCUCCCCUUGACUAUACAAUGGCAAAUUUUGCACGAUCUUACAGUAGUAGUAGUCAACAACCGCGGUAUGAUGAGCCUAGUUGUAGUAAUAAUGUGGAACCUCUUAAUAUUAAGCGGGAAUAUAAUUUGUGGUUCCGUCCGCCGUACGAUAGAAACGGACGCGACAGCAAAUACGGUUCGGAUGAUAGUGAUUGCGAUGACUAAAAAGAAUUUAAAAACUAUACGUUUUAUUUUUAAUUUCUAUUUGUAAUUUUUUAAAAAAAAACCAUAUAAUUUUAAUUUGGUUUUGAUGAUUCGAUCGAUUUGUAAUUUGAUGAAUUGUAAUAUUUAUGUGUAAUAGCGAAAACGAAACAUUUAAUUUUAUUUAAAUUAUAUUGUCUUAGAGAUAAGGUUAUUAUAUAGAUACGGCAAGAACAACAACUACAACAGUAUGUGUACUUUGUAUUGAUUGUAUCAUACGUUUUUACGAGAAAUAAAUGCGAAAUAUAUCUCAGUUA
Onthophagus taurus is the source of this 2513-nucleotide messenger RNA. RefSeq names its product E3 ubiquitin-protein ligase Topors. The record is from RefSeq and is a predicted model, not a curated record. NCBI's taxonomy places the organism in Eukaryota, Metazoa, Arthropoda, Insecta, Coleoptera, Scarabaeidae. Gene Ontology annotation, molecular function: metal ion binding; ubiquitin protein ligase activity. Gene Ontology annotation, biological process: protein monoubiquitination; protein polyubiquitination.